Esox lucius (northern pike) is the source of this 2456-nucleotide messenger RNA. RefSeq names its product sporozoite surface protein 2-like. Bases 37 to 2157 code for a protein of 706 amino acids. The record is from RefSeq and is a predicted model, not a curated record. Lineage: Eukaryota; Metazoa; Chordata; Actinopteri; Esociformes; Esocidae. The transcript has 2 exons.
CACAAAUUCAAAUAUGAAUGCAGCUGACAGAAAACCAUGAAGCUGAAGCCUGAUGGUGCCGAUAGGUUCCCUCCUUUAAACAGGGCGCCGCUGAAACAGGCCUCGACGGAGGCCUCCUCCUCCAACUCCUCAGCCCGGCCUUCCCUGUGUCAUCUCCCUCAGGCCUUUGCUGAAGAGCGACAUACAAAGGAACUCUCCUUGGCUGACGUGUUAAAGAAGCCAAAGGUGUUACCUGAUUCCUGGUCCGGCAGCCCAAACAGUUCACACCAGCCUGAGGUGAUGAGGCCUGGAAUGGGUAGAGCGGAGGACACGCCUUUGCGCAGCACCGGACAGUCGGUUCGUCCUGUUGGUUGGAUCCAGAACAAGGUCCAGACUUUCCGACCAGAGGUGCACCAGCAAUGCCCCAGUAGACGACUUAUCCCUCUUGGCCGGAUACAUGACGAGGUCCAGCACCCUGAUCCAGAGCUUACAGAAGGUAGGAACCAUCGAAGCAACACUAGGCUGCCUGUUAUCCCUGUUAGCCGGAAUCAGGAUGAGGUCCAGCCUUCAAAACCUGAGGUGACAAAUUAUACCAAACCUCCACACGCCACUAGGCUGCCUGUUAUCCCUGUUAGCCGGAAUCAGGAUGAGGUCCAGCCUUCAAAACCUGAGGUGACAAAGGUUACCAAACCUUCACACGCCACUAGGCUGCCUGUUAUCCCCGUUAGCCGGAAUCAGGAUGAAGCCCAGUCUUCAAAACCUGAGGUGACAAAGGAUACCAAACCUUCACACGCCACUGGGCUGCCUGUUAUCCCCGUUAGCCGGAAUCAGGAUGAGGUCCAGUCUUCAAAACCUGAGGUGACAAAGGAUACCAAACCUCCACACGCCACUAGGCUGCCUGUUAUCCCCGUUAGCCGGAAUCAGGAUGAGGUCCAGCCUUCAAAACCUGAGGUGACAAAGGAUACCAAACCUUCACACGCCACUAGGCUGCCUGUUAUCCCCGUUAGCCAGAAUCAGGAUGAGGUCCAGCCUUCAAAACCGGAGGUGACAAAGGUUACCAAACCUUCACACGCCACUGGGCUGCCUGUUAUCCCCGUUAGCCGGAAUCAGGAUGAGGUCCAGCCUUCAAAACCUGAGGUAACAAAGGUUACCAAACCUUCACACGCCAUUGGGCUGCCUGUUAUCCCUGUUAGCCGGAAUCAGGAUGAGGUCCAGCCUUCAAAACCUGAGGUGACAAAGGUUACCAAACCUUCACAUGCCAUUGGGCUGCCUGUUAUCCCUGUUAGCCGGAAUCAGGAUGAGGUCCAGCCUUCAAAACCUGAGGUGACAAAGGAUACCAAACCUCCACACGCCACUGGGCUGCCUGUUAUCCCUUUUGUCUCGAUGCCGGAGAAUACCCAGCCCUCCAAACCCAAGGGAAGGCCCACCAACCGUCAAUCAACUAACAAAAGAAAGCUAAAGGCCAGCAAACCUGUGGUUCCUACUGUGCCCGAUUCCCAGCCUAUUAGGACAGUGAACUUGGACUGUCAAGAGGCUCCGCCCACCAAUCAAGUGGUCCCGGAGGAGCCAUGCAUAUUUAACAAUGUGUACGUCGUGUCCAUGCCGGAAGCCGGCCAGCCUGUGGAGGCUUAUGCAAGGACCAUGAACCAACCCAAGGAAAUCCCCAGGCCCAUGAUCUCUGUCAACACUGGACCCCUGCUGGCCAGAAGAGCUCAGAGGAAUUCCCUUCAUGGGCACAUGGCACCCAAACCACCAGUGGGCCCCCGGCCCAAAAUGUUCCCUUCCAUCGCCCAGGGCAACAUGUCCUUGGUAGAGGCUAAGAGCUCCGAAAUGAACCACAAGAAAGGUGCCAAAGGACUCAGAGACCUGCAGAGUUCCAGCCAGGCUCAGAGGUUUGUUCCUCUGAACGUCGAGGUGACCAUGACGAGUUCCCGCCGGGUCAAGUCGGCUGGUCCCUCCAAGCAGCUUCUCCAGCUGUGGGAUGAGGACGACGUGUUGGCCACUGAUACCCUGAGGCGCACUGAGCAUAUGUGUCCCACGUAUGAGCAGGAGGAGCGCAGCGGCGGGGCCGGCAGGAUGGUGACCCCGAGGGGCCCGAGCGACAUCCCUUUCAGACCAAGGACUGCCGCGUCUAAUUUCCUGGGUAGACACAGGAUCAUGCGGCCAAAAGAGCAUUAACUCACCCCAAUAUGAACUUGACCCACCCCUUCCCCUGCCCCUACCAUGACAGAAACCGAAAGGAGACCAGCAGCAGACAGAAAAGUGACCAGCAGACAGACAGAGACCAGCAGACAGACAUAGACCAGCAGACAGACAGAGACCAGCAGACAGACAGAGACCAGCAGACAGACAGAGACCUGAUUGAACGUGAGAAACCUGCUUCCAGAACAGACCGUGCGGUACACAGCCUGCCGAAUCCCCUGAAUCCACCUAAAAUUAGCAACACCGCCAGAUCAUUUCAUGUAUGAAUAACCAAA